AAGUAAUAAUAAUAAUAAUAAUAAUAAAAAGAAGAGAUAUUUAAUAUUUAAAUAGAACAUUGAUUGGUAUUUGUCGGUACUCGGUGUAUUAAUGGCCUCGUCCUUUGCAUGUUAUUUAUUCCGUCAAACGUGAACAACGCUUUGGCGUCCAUUACACGGAUGUCUUAGAACAGCGCACAAAUACGGGUUUGGUGAUUAUAUCAAUUGUCGUCUGUGUUUGAUUUGGGUUUACAAUGGCUGCCGAUCACUUCUGUUUGAAAUGGAACAACUAUCCUUUGAACAUGGUCACCGAGUUGGACAGCCUUCGUACUAGUGAAGACCUGGUAGAUGUAACUUUAUCAUGUGAUGGACAGUUGUUCAAAGCUCAUAAAGUUGUGUUGUCUAUGUGCAGUACCUACUUUCGAAAUGUGUUCAAGGAUAAUCCUUGUAGACAUCCAGUUGUAAUCUUGAAAGAUAUAAACCAAGACGAUGUUCAGCAUUGCUCAAUUUUGUGUAUCAACGGCACUGUUUACAUAUCAGAGAAAAAAUUAGAAUCAUUUCUACGGACUGCAGAAUUACUACAGAUAAAGAGGUCUAGCUGGGGCAGCUUCUACCAUAAAUACAGAUCUAGAGUCAACCCGAAUGAGUUUAGAGAGAAAUGCUAUGCCUCCACUACAGCAACUUUCUACCAAUAAUAAUCAAGAUGAAAAACAUGAUACAUCGACUUCAACAGAAAAAUCUGAUUCUCCCAAAUCUCCCAGUGAAAAAGUUU
This is a messenger RNA of Acyrthosiphon pisum (pea aphid), 751 nucleotides long. Its product is annotated as broad-complex core protein isoforms 1/2/3/4/5. Gene Ontology annotation, cellular component: nucleus. The coding region runs from base 234 to 674 and encodes 146 amino acids. Gene Ontology annotation, biological process: regulation of transcription by RNA polymerase II. The record is from RefSeq and is a predicted model, not a curated record. Gene Ontology annotation, molecular function: protein binding. The transcript has 4 exons. Lineage: Eukaryota; Metazoa; Arthropoda; Insecta; Hemiptera; Aphididae.